AGCUGAACCAGCGCUUCCCGCAUAUCAAGCCGUUGACGGUUCGGGCAAUGCUGGAGCAGCAUUGGAAGGGCAAGGGCAAGGGAAAUUAAGCCAAGUCGGUACUAGCGCCGGCUUGCUGCCUAGCGCAGGGCCCUUCUCCAAUGUCAGGCCUUAAAUACAUUUCGCUCAUUCCAUCAACCUUUUUGUCUUACUCCUCCUCUUCUCUCAUUGCCGACAUGUCGUUGCAGCUGCUCGAUAUUCCCGCCGAGCUAAUCAGUCUGAUCGUCGAGCGCUUAGUCGCCGGAGAAAACACGUGCGACGAAGAGCUCAUCAGAUACGAAUUAUCGCCUGAGAUCCUUCGCAGCCUGCGCAACUUAAGACUCACCUGCAGACAUCUCUCUGCCAUAGCGACGCCGGUUUUGUUUGAGCGUGUCGGCCUGUACCCCGAGGAUGACAGCGUGACGCGCUACAAACUCAUCUUGGGCGAACCCGAGCUUCGAAAACACGUGCGCUUUGUGCAUAUCAACACCCUUGACAAGGGAGAGCGCGAGAGAGAAAACGAAGGGGAAGCUGUAGUAUCAAAAAGAUACAGGCAGGCGUUACUCCGCUUCAACGAGUUCCCUCACCUCAAAGCUGUCAAGAUCCAGUUCUCUCCAAACUGUUCAGAUUCGCAUUCUUUAUAUGCGCCCUCGUGCUGGCCUCAAACCAUCGCAUUCCGUGAGCCGAUCCUGGAGGAUUUCAUCAGAACGCUCGCAGAUCCGCUUGCUCAGAAUGUCACGGAUAUUACCUUUGGAAAUCUUCAAAAUGUCAAUCAUGACACCUUGAUGCACUCAGCUGAGGCCAAGAAAGUGCUGGCACGGGCGACGUCCUUAACACUCAACAUUGUCACGGAGCGUUACGAAGCGGCACCCGAGUACGAGAUAAUCCUUGAAGAAUUGCACACCUUUUUCGAACAGCUUCCCUCUCAGUGGCUGUCUCCCGCAACGGCCAACUUGAAGCGGCUUGUGUUGCACUGCGAUUGCUACUUUGGGUAUCUACCGAACCUCGAUCUAAACUCAGUACACUUCCCGGCGUUGGAAACGCUCUCACUGAGCAAAUACACCUUUGCGCAGGAUAAGCACGUGGACUGGAUAACGUCCCACACGCGUCUACGCCGCCUCUACCUUCAGGACUGCUCUAUCCUGGUAUUUCGCGUCGUCUACGAUCCCUUUUUCGUCCCCGCGUCUAAUACCAAUGAGGUGCGCUUGGGGACACGUCGUCCUACAGGACGUGGACGGCGAGGAAGGGCCCAACAGUACACAAAGCUACGCUGGGAUGAUAUAUUGACCCGUUUUCAAAAUCGCCUACCGAAGCUAAGGGAGUUUCGCGUCGGAACCAACCAUUUCAAUAUCGAGGAUGUUUACGACACGGCAAGUCCCGAGGUAUACGAAAACAUGGCCAUUGGCUUGUUUAGAGGGCGCUAUACAUGGUUCGACGGAGAUUGGUUUAAGAAAAAUUGUCCUGUCAUACCCCAUAAGCGCAAUUUUUUGCGCAACUGGGGAGAGCUUACUCCCGAAGCAGAACAGUUUCUGGACUUUGUGGAUCCUGUGCGCCAGGAGGAGCAGGAUGAAAAAGACAAAGGCGCACUGAUGGGCCUUCUCGAGGCCAUCGGCAUGAAGGUUCCUCGUGGUGAUGAGAGCUGGGACGACAGGAUAUUCGACUUGCUUGAGCAGUAGCUUAUUCGCCUGCUACAAAUCCUCGACAACAGCGAGCCAGUCCUUACAACA
Aplosporella prunicola CBS 121167 is the source of this 1745-nucleotide messenger RNA. RefSeq lists its product as uncharacterized. The transcript is spliced from 4 exons. NCBI's taxonomy places the organism in Eukaryota, Fungi, Ascomycota, Dothideomycetes, Botryosphaeriales, Aplosporellaceae. Bases 141 to 1694 code for a protein of 517 amino acids. The record is from RefSeq and is a predicted model, not a curated record.